AUGACUAUGGAGAUAUCACUUGCAGAAGGUUCUGUUUCUUACGCACUCCGUUUUCCUCCUCCCUCCGUCCCCAUAGUCCGUUCCAUGCCAGCAGGCUGGCGGACAGACGCCGUCCGAGUUAGCCUUCGUCCCUACCAGCAGCACAUCAGCCACACUGCGCGUGUCCCCACAGGCCGCCUUCCCCUGCGGUCGGUUGUCCCUAAGACUUCAGGUGUUCCGCUCUUCCUCGCCAGCCACACCGCUCUCGCCCCCACAGGCCGCGUUCCUCCAUCUCUCCCUUGGUCCCUUGGCCGUCCCUUGUCGUUCAGCCUCGUUGCUACUCCUAAGCCUCCCCUCGUUGCUUUCCCGCAGGUUGUGCUCCUAAGUUUUCUUCUCUUCUUCCGCCGCCUCUGCUCGCGCUCCUGUCAACCCCCCCGUCCAGGCUGCUUUGAUGUGCCGCUCUUCUUGCCCUCACUCUCCCUGCGUCAUCCCUACCCGCCCUGCGCCAUCUCUACCUGCGUCUUCUCCCCGCCCGCGCUCUUCGUGUGUUUGCUUCUAACACCUCCGUCACCUCGGUCUGCACGUGUCUACUUCCCUCUGCUCGUCUUCUUCUGCUUACGUGUCUACUUCCGUCUACGUGUCUACCUCCGUCUACUCGUCCGGCCACUCGUCUACUGCCGUCUACGUGUUUACUACUGUCUACGCGUCUACUACCGUCUACACGUCUACUGCCAUCUACACGUCUGCUGUCGUCUACACGUCUGCUGUCGUCUACACGUCUACUGCCGUCUACACGUCUACUGCCGUCUACACGUCUACUGCCGUCUAUACGUCUACUGCCGUCUACACGUCUACUGCCGUCUACACGUCUACUGCCGUCUACACGUCUACUGCCGUCUACACGUCUACUGCCUGUCGCCCUUCGUUCCGAGGCAGGGAGAGAGCGUGCUGGGAAGAGGGUAG
This is a messenger RNA of Closterium sp. NIES-65, 942 nucleotides long. NCBI's taxonomy places the organism in Eukaryota, Viridiplantae, Streptophyta, Zygnematophyceae, Desmidiales, Closteriaceae. The record is from the annotation of a GenBank genome assembly.